CAUGUUGUGAUUUAAGCAGAAUGGGGGAUAGAGAAUAAUCGACUGUGUAUAUGUGUUCAAUUUCAUUUAGAAAAACGGCUAAUGAAUUGAGAAAAAAAAUGUUGUACAUUCGUAUUGUGUAAUCAAAGUCGAUAAAAUGAUAUUAUUUGGUUAAAAUAUCUAAACAUUUCUAGUGAAUUCUGUUGAAAAAAAAAAUUAUCAAAUAAAGUGAGUGAAAAGAAGAAGUAAAAAAGAGAAAUAAUGGUCGGCGGCGGACAAUAAAUUGUGCAAAUUGCAAAACAUGGGGUAAACAUGGAUGAAUCCGAGAAAGAAGCGGUGGUUCUUCAUGAGAUUUUUAUUUUAAAGAUACACGAAAACUAUUAAGGAACACUUAAAGUGAUGACAUCGACAUUAAUUACGAAUUCUCAAGCAUCAGGUGUGGAAGCUUAUGAAGAUAUGUUUAAAGAAAUCACUCGAAAACUAUACGGUGAGGAAUCAAGUCAAAACGUUCAAACACCAGUCAAUAUCACACCAACAACACCAGUUUUAGAUGCUGAACGGUCAUUUUCAAAUUUGUUAUCGGAUCGAACAUCCACCGGUGAAUAUGAACAUGGUGUCGGCGUCGAAAAUGCUGGUCCACUCAAAAGUGAUGAUCAUUUAACUGCAUUUGGAUUGGCAUUAAUGCAAAACGGUUUUCCUACGCCCAAUGCAAUACUAAACAGUCACACAUUUCACCAGAUCAAUAAACAAAAUCAAACGAAUCCAUCUGCAUCAAAUACGUUGAACUCAUUUUCCAGCAAUUUGAAUUCUGUUCAAGGACAAAGUAAUACUUCGAACGAAUUAAAUUUACAAAAAACCACACAACACGGAAACGAAUUGAAUGCCUGGAUAUCCAGUACAAAGUGUGAAUCAUAUCAAAACGCACAUCAAAAGCAGUUCAAGAGCAAAAAGCAGGACAUAAUGAUGACAUCGUCACAACAUUUGAUAAAUGAACCAUUAAAAUCUACAAAUGAUAUGAACGGUAACACUGCACAAAGCGGUCAAACACUUCAGAAACGUUACAAUUGCACAAACUGCACAUAUUCCAGUGAUCGACGAGACCUUUUCACGCGACAUGAAAACAUUCACAAAGAUGAUAAACCAUUUCAUUGUUAUGUGUGUUUAAAGCAAUUCAAUCGUGCCGAUCACGUGAAAAAGCAUUUUUUGCGAAUGCAUCGAGGUUUAAAUUAUGAUAUUUGUCGCACCAAAAGAUCAUUGCCUCAGCAAAAAUCGAAAAAAUCAAAUUCAUCGGGAGCCGGAUAUAAUAAUACAAGUGACAUGAUCAAUAUAUCGUCUAAUUUUCAUGCAACACUACAAAAUUCGAAUGUCGAGCAACCAUCACAAGCAUCAAUCAUCGAUCAAACAAAUCAACAUUUGAGCAAUACAUUCCACGGAGGUGGUACCACAUCAACAUCAAAUCAUCAAAACCAAUCACAGCAAUUGAAUGUAAAAGUGGAGAAAAACACCGAAAAACCGACAAUCGUCGAUAAGCGCUUUAUGUGCUGCUAUUGUUCGUGGUCGGGCAAUGAUAAUUGGGGAUUGAAACGUCAUUUGAAUACACAUACCAAGCCAUUUGUUUGUGUGCUGUGUGACUAUAAAGCGGCACGAAGCGAGCGAUUGGCCACCCAUGUGUUGAAAGUUCACAAUAAAAAAAUCUGCACAAAAUGCAACUUUUUGGCGGAAAACCAAAACGAUUAUAAUAACCAUGUGAAUGAUGCACACGCUAAUGACACAAGGUCCCAUCGAAAUUCACAAGUUACUAAUACAUCCGAUACCCGAUCACCGGCAAACAACAUUUUACGGAAUACAAACAAUAGCUUUGGCGAAAGCAAUUCAUUUAAUGCUAUGCAGAGUGGAUCGUCCAAUCAGUCAAUCAACAAUUGGCGUUUAAUGAACAACACUGGUCCACCGGAUAUUGCCAAAACAAAUGGAAACAGUAAUAGUAAUCAAAAGCGAGGUGCUGAACGACUCUUUCAAUAUUUUGAAGCUGGCGACAGUGAUCCGGAAGAAGAUUAUGCGCGUCAAUUGCAAAUGGCAGCAAUAAGUAGAAAUACAGCAGCAGUGGCGCAGGAUUUUCAUAAUGCGGGGGGUGGAAAUCAAACAUUUCCAAUGUGCGAAUUGCAUAUUUAUGAUAAAAACAGUAAGCAACAGUCAGUCAACGAAUUUUUAAGCUCAAAUAAUAUCAAAAUCGAUGCACACACAACUGAUGUGAUGUUUAAUCAAGAAUCGUUGAUCGAGCAAUAUUUUACAAUUUCACCUCCCGCUAAACAAUUUGAUGAAAAUGAAAAAGAAAACACGCCAUUUUCAAUAACGAUGCCUUACAAAGUCCCAUCCAAUGUGUACUACAGUUUGGAUAUGGAUGCUCGAAAAUUUUAAUCAUGUUCAAACAAAAAAUAAUUACACGGUUGAUGCGUCGAAUUUAUCCAACACCAGAGUUUAUAAGAAUUGACCAGAUUCACGGCAGCCGGUUAAGUUAGGCUAAGGUGCAUUUUAUCAUCAAUAAAAAAAAGAAAAGAAAUGCAUCUAUCAUAUUCACAAGCAGUUGUCAUUAUCAUUCAAUUGCAAAAUUGAAUUUUAUAUAUUCGAACUAAAAAAAAAGAGAGAAUACAUAUUUUUUGAUUGAUGGCAAGAAAAUAAUCAAUGCAAAUAGUAGCUGUUCGGUCAGUAAUUAACAAGCACAUUGUUUUUGUAAAUAAAUCAAUCAAUAAUUUGGAAUUGCACAAAAAAUGAUGAAAUUUUAUUUGCAUUAAAAUUAGAUUUUCAUAAGAAGAAAAUGAUGUAAUCGAACAUGAGGCAUUUGUGUCAUUUAAAAUAAUUCUGGAAUAAGUGAAUAACUUGUGUUUUGAAAAAAUCCAACAUUUCUCCAUUCUUCACAAAAUCAAUUGUUUCUUUUCUUCUGCUUACAAUUCUAUUUCAAAACAAUGCACAAUUUCAAAUAU
Messenger RNA from Contarinia nasturtii (swede midge), 2957 nucleotides. It is a transcript of the gene chn, whose product is annotated as protein charlatan. The coding region runs from base 379 to 2394 and encodes 671 amino acids. Lineage: Eukaryota; Metazoa; Arthropoda; Insecta; Diptera; Cecidomyiidae. The record is from RefSeq and is a predicted model, not a curated record. The transcript has 9 exons.